Cynara cardunculus var. scolymus (artichoke) is the source of this 823-nucleotide messenger RNA. Its product is annotated as ethylene-responsive transcription factor 13-like. Lineage: Eukaryota; Viridiplantae; Streptophyta; Magnoliopsida; Asterales; Asteraceae. Bases 1 to 609 code for a protein of 202 amino acids. The transcript has a single exon. The record is from RefSeq and is a predicted model, not a curated record. Gene Ontology annotation, molecular function: DNA binding; DNA-binding transcription factor activity. Gene Ontology annotation, biological process: regulation of DNA-templated transcription; ethylene-activated signaling pathway.
AUGUUUCAACAAUCAUUCAUGUCGGAAUCUGAUCUCUCCUUUCUUGAUUCAAUCCAACACCACCUUCUCUACGAUUCCCAAAUCUCCGACCUUUUUCCGGCGACAGGUAGUGGACCAUCCAGCAGCGGCGCUGCAACGCUUGGGUCGGUGGUGGUUUCCGGUGGAGGCUCGGUGGUGAAGCAUGAGAUUAUAACAGAAGAGGUGGAAAACCAAGAGCUUGUCGUCGGUGCACGUGGGAAUCACGCGCCUCAGGAGUUUAGGAAGUUUCGAGGUGUCCGGCGGAGGCCAUGGGGGAAGUACGCGGCGGAGAUUAGAGACCCGGCGAAGCGUGGCGCCAGGGUGUGGCUUGGGACGUACGAGACGCCGGAGGAUGCGGCGUUGGCUUAUGAUCAAGCUGCGUAUAAGAUUCGUGGCUCUCGAGCUUUGCUGAACUUCCCGCACCUGAUCGGAACAGACAUGGCGGAGCCGGUGCGGGUGACUCCACGGCGGAAGUCGGUGAUGGAGGCUGGGUCGCCGCCGUCAUCGUCGUCGGAAGAUGGCGCUAUAAGGAUACCAAGGAAAAGUAGUAGUGAUGGGACGACGGUGGAUGGUUAUUAUCGGCCGUACUGAGAAUGAAUUAUUUAUUUGAUUAUUUCCAUUCUUUUAAAUGUAAUUUAAUUAUUCUUUCCAAUUUAUUUAAUUACUUUUACAUCUUUUUUCCAACAAAUUCUGUAAUUUCUUUUCAUAUAAAUGUAAAGUUCCCGGUUGCUUCCAAAAUAUACGCUACCGAAUACCGUUCGGUUUAAGGCUCGAUAAUUUCAUGGUUUUAGACAAAUAACCGUAG